Cladocopium goreaui is the source of this 582-nucleotide messenger RNA. NCBI's taxonomy places the organism in Eukaryota, Dinophyceae, Suessiales, Symbiodiniaceae. The record is from the annotation of a GenBank genome assembly.
AUGCUUUCGGGCGACUUCUUAGACCAAGCGUCGGACCUGCUAUCCUUCAUCCGCACACCCGGUGGCCAGGGCGCCUUUGGUGGGCUGCAGGUGGUGCUCUGCGGGGAUUUCAUGCAGCUGCCGCCGGUACAAGCCACAAACCUCGCCUUUCAGGCAGAGGUUUGGCAGCAGUUGAAGUUUCAUCAUUUCAGCUUAUGCAGCAAUUUCAGACAAGCAGAGGAUGCCGAGUUCAAGGACUUACUGCGGGAACUGCGUUUGGGGAGGUUGUCCCUGGAGAGCUUCCGGUCCAUCUCCCAGGAGCCGUUGGAGGGCACGUCAUAUCCCAAGAUCGUGAGCACCAACAGAGAAGUGGAGGCGGUGAACUGCGAACGCCUCGAAAGCUUACCUGGCGAGGAGUAUGUUUUCCACGCACAGGACGAAAUGGAGAAACACGCGCCUGCCGUCAAAGCAGCCAUGGACAAUCUGAUUGUCCCAAAGGAGUUGCGCUUGAAAGUGGGCUGCGUGGUGAUGCUGUUGGUGAACCUGCGGCAGCCUGAUCGAUGCAAAACUUUGAGCCCUGCUGCUCGGGACCCUUGGGAUUGA